AGAGUCAGCGGCCUCCGACGCCGUUAAUAUUUGUCGGCGCACGGCUCUGUUACUAAUUCGGACAUUUUGUUUAUAAAUUUGUUGUUUAUUAAAUUUUUUCGUUUGUUUAGCGCGUUAAAACGCGUUUAUUUGUUAUUCUUUUAAAAAUCAAUAACUGUAAAAUAAAUACUUAAAAAAUAUUAAAUAAAGGCAAAAUAUGACGUCGCGAAAAAGGCAACAAAAGAUGGAGAAGGAUAAUAAGAGGACAGAUUAUGAAGUGCUAUCGCCAAAUGUUUCUUUAAAUAACGAAUCCGUCGAUGAUUUGUUGGCUAAUGUUGAUUGCUUUAUUGAAGGUGUUUAUCGUGACUUGAGCAUUAGUCCUCCUCAACGUACUUCUCUGGGUAAUACUACAACAUUUCGCACGCGUAGAUCACUUAACGACGAUUCAUCAGUUUCAUCCGGUAAUACGUCUCCAGCUGGAGCAGCUUCUAUUGCCAUUGUUGAAAAUGCGGUAGUGUCGCCGACCACACGUCGCAAUAUGGAUGCAGAGAUUGAAAGGAUUAAUCGAAUUUGUGAUAAUGUUGAUCAGAAUCUACGUUCAAUUGGUCUUUUCAUGAACAAUUCUUGUGAUAAUAGCGCUUCAGAAGAUGUUUUAAAUUCAAACUUAACAAGUACUCCCAGCUCAUCUACUUCAUCCAUGACGGCUCUAACACUCAACAGUCCACCGAUUGCAACAAGAGUACGUAAUAAUAACACGCAUAGAAGUCGUCCCCGACGACGCAGAUCGUCACCCACAGGAGCAGUAGCUGCUCAUGUUAUAGACUUGUCAGAGUCACAAACACAAACUCCAGAGAUAAAUAGACACACUAUUAGCGUUAAUAAUAAUAUUCAUGAUGACGACGACGAUGAUGUCAUUUUGGUAUCAGCAAAUAUUCAUCCUGUGGUAGAUUUAUGUACACCAGGGGGACAUACGGAACAAUCUAAUCCGAGGCCAGUAAUAAAUCAAAGACUAUUAAAUAGACGACGCUUGACUCAUCAAGAUGACGACCUUGCGGAUUCGUGUUGCCAAGGUCCCUCGACUGCAAGAAAACGGCGGACUGAAUAUUUUACACCACCAGAAUACAAGAAAACCUCAUCAGGGUCAGCAAAUGUUGAAAAUUCGCCAGCAUCUUCAGCAGGGACAACUGCUUCCGGGCAUACACCAUUUAUGUGUCCCGUUUGCAUGGAAUCUUGUUUACAACGACAACCUACCUCGACACGUUGUGGUCAUGUGUUCUGUAAGGAAUGUAUUGAACAUGCCAUACGCCUGACUCAUAAGUGUCCCAUGUGUAAUACGAAAAUUUCCAAAAGCCAAAUAUUUCGUAUUUAUCUUUAAGUUUGUUUUUAAUAAAAACUUUUUAGGUAGCAUGAAUACUCAUUCAGUGGUUUUGUUAGUCCAUUGUUUAGUUAUUAGUAAAACAUGAAUUAUUUAUCAUUAUUAUUUUUUUCCAUCCUCUUUAAUCAUUCCAUUAUUUAUUUCAUAUAUUAGCAAGUUCUGUUUUUUUUUAAUUUAAACGUUUUUUCCCCUUUAUUUUGUUUGUUAAUUGAAUAAAUUUAACUAUGUUGUAAAAGACUAUUCUAAGAACAGACCAGUUUUGUCAUGGAUUUUUACCAGACUAAAAUAGUCAAACCUUGUCCACAUAUCUAAAACAAAAUAAAUUGAACUUUAAAACGCUCGUUUCAA
Lucilia cuprina (Australian sheep blowfly) is the source of this 1702-nucleotide messenger RNA. RefSeq lists its product as uncharacterized. The record is from RefSeq and is a predicted model, not a curated record. Bases 197 to 1354 code for a protein of 385 amino acids. The transcript has 4 exons. NCBI's taxonomy places the organism in Eukaryota, Metazoa, Arthropoda, Insecta, Diptera, Calliphoridae. Gene Ontology annotation, biological process: positive regulation of transcription by RNA polymerase II. Gene Ontology annotation, molecular function: transcription factor binding.